Molecule: messenger RNA, 1191 nt
Organism: Vitis vinifera (wine grape)
Lineage: Eukaryota; Viridiplantae; Streptophyta; Magnoliopsida; Vitales; Vitaceae
Product: probable disease resistance protein At1g59620
Exons: 1
Coding region: 1-1191 (396 amino acids)
Biological process (GO): defense response to other organism
Molecular function (GO): ADP binding
Source: RefSeq, a predicted model, not a curated record
AUGUCAGCAGAUAUUCUUCAGUUUUUGAAGAACAAAUUCAUGGAUGAAUUGGAAGAAGCAGAGGAGGAACACCCUCCACCUCAUGACAUCCCCCUCCAUUCUUAUUUUCUACAAAUUCGAGAGGUUCUGAAAGCUAAAAGCAUCAAGCCGUCGACAGGAAUGAAGGAUUGUCUUUACGACCUCAGCAUUGCAUUGUCCGACUGCAUCCUCUUCCUGGAGAAGCGCAAAAUGAAAAUCAACAAGGAUUCCUCACAAGGGCAAGAGCAAGAGCAAGGGCAAGGGCAAGAGCAAGGGCAAGGGCAAGGCCACUACUCUCUGCCUGAGCUAUGGUUUCUGUGCAAAACAAAAAGGAAGCUGAUUCACAUCAAGAAAAAGCUGUUUGUUGCUACAAGCCACCCGGUAGUACCAGAGCAGACUUCCCUUUCUGCCGUCACGGAUGUAGCCACAACUUCUUCUUCUUCUGGCUCUUUAUCAAUUGAUGGACCAACGAUACACAGUUAUUACUUUGGAGACCAAUUAGAAAAUAUAGAAAAAUUGGUUCUGGGUACAAGUGAAUUGGAUGGAGAAGGAUUUAGUAAGGAAAUUGGAAUUGUGGGGAUUGGGGGUUGCGGUAAGACCCUUCUGGCCCGAACAGUUUUCGACUACAGUCGUAUCGUCCAUGUCUCUAAGUGCUCCAAAAUUUGGAUCAACUUACAAGCGAUACAGAAAGGAGAAAUAGAUUUUAAGAAGAUUCUCAAGGCUAUGCUGAAGCAGUGUGAUGGUGGGCAAAGAGAUAGUGUGGAGGUGGAGGAGGAGGAGCUAUUGGAGGCCCUCUGCAAAGCAUUGUGGAGUAAGAGUUAUUUAUUAGUGUUUGAUGGAAUUUGGGAUAUCAAGCUGGACUGGUACUUCAGGUUAAAGGAGAGACUCCAGUGGUGUAACAAAUCAAAUCAGAGUAGAGUCAUCAUCAUUACAACCAGACUCCAUGGUGUGGCUAAGAGGAUGGUUGGGCCCAAUAAUUUAUAUCGUAUGCAGCCCUUUUCCAAUCAGGAUAUUUGGCAACUCAUUAUUAAUAGGAAUCUAGAUUUGCUUCCAAUGGGGCAUCCCACUAUGGUGAAAAUGAAGGAUGAAAUGAUAUACCAUUCUCAUGGUCUCCCGUUAGCUGCAACAACGUUCUUCACAAUUAUGGAGAACCGAGUCUAUGGAGGGGAGUAA